AUAGUCUCUCGUCUAUGGAAUUGUUCUGCUGCCCAUAGAAAUUAUCUCUGUAAGCUAAAACAAAAUGUAAAUGCUUUAGAGAAUUCUUUCAUGAAACUGAAAGAACGUAGAGAUGAUGUGAAGGAAAGGGUUCAUACUGCGGAGUCCAAUCAAACAGAGCCAGCAAAACGUACCCAUGAAGUUAGUGGUUGGAUGCAAAGAGUGGAAAUGUUGGAACAAGAAAUAGAAAGCAUAUUACAAGAAUGUGUCAAGAAUGAAAGAAGAAGCUAUUUUUGUUGCUGGGGUCGAAAAAAUUGUUGCAUUGGUUACAAACUUGGCAAGAUAGUGGUGGAACUGCUGAAUGAUGCCGAUAAGUUCUGUAAUGAAGGUGUCUUCCAAGUCUUGGUUGAUAAAUCUCAACCCGAUAUUGUUCGAGAGAUAGCCACAACCCAAGCUGUGGGAAUAGAGUCAAAUCUAGAGGAAAUAUGGAGUUUAUUGGCCGAUGAGGAAAGUCUUGAGAGAAUCAUAGGCUUAUAUGGAAUGGGUGGAGUCGGAAAGACAACUCUUUUGAAGAAUCUAAACAACAAGUUUCUCAAAAGAAACCAUCAUUUCGAUAAAAUCAUUUGGGUUGUGGUGUCAAAGGAUAUAGAUAUUCAAAAUAUUCAAAAGCAGAUCGGCAAGUUACUUGGGUUGUCAUGGUCAGAAGAAACAAAUAUAGAUGACAGAGCUAAAGAUAUAACCGAAGUGCUAAAGAACAAGAAAUUUGUGUUGUUCUUAGAUGAUAUUUGGGAAAGAGUUGAUUUAGCAACCGUUGGAAUUCCAGAUCUAACAAAAGAUUCUCAAGAAAUGAUCAAUAUUUCUAGAGUUGUCUUCACUACAAGAUCUGAGUCUGUGUGUGGGCUUAUGGAAGCUGAUACAAAGAUUAAAGUAGAUUGCCUACAGUGGGGCGAAGCUUGGAUUUUAUUUCAAGAAAAGGUCGGACAACAAGAGUUAACAAAUUGCCCAAACAUACUUGAGAUCGCCAAACAAGUUGCAAAAGAAUGUCUUGGUCUUCCUCUAGCACUCGUUACCAUUGGUCGAACUAUGGCCAGCAAAACAACUCUUCCACAAUGGCAAUACGCUCUCACUGUUCUACAAAAAUCAGCAUCAGAGUUUUCAGGCAUGGCGGAAGAAGUGUUAGCAAAGAUGAAGUUUAGUUACGAUAACUUACCUACAGAAAAGUUGAAGUCUUGCUUCUUAUAUUGCUCGCUAUACCCAGAAGACUAUUCGAUUAUUAAAGUUGAUCUAAUUAGACUUUGGAUAGGAGAAGGAUUCUUAGAUGAAGUUUAUAAUGAAGGUCAUGAUGUUAUUGAAAAUCUUAAAGGUGCAUGUUUGCUAGAAACUGGUUUCUUUCUAGUCAAUGGAGAUUCUGUGAAAAUGCAUGAUGUAGUUCGUGAUUUAGCAAUUUGGAUAGUCUCAGAUCUUGGGGGGAAAAAAGGUAAGUAUUUAACAAUUCAAGCAAAAAAUAAACUGAAGCUCCACAAAUGGGAGAAGGCAGAGAAGAUCUCUCUAGUAGGUAAUGAAUCAAUUGGAGAACUUAAUGGAGCACCAAAUUGCUUGAAUCUCUCAACUCUGCUACUGCAAGACAGUAAAGCACAAAUUAUAUCUGAUGAUUUUUUUCGUUCUAUGCCCAUGCUCAAAGUUUUAGAUAUGUCUAAAAUGGAAAUCAGCGAUUGCAACAAACUCCCAGCAAGUAUUUUUUCACUCACGGAAUUACAAUAUUUUGACCUGUCAUUUGUCUAUUGCAAGCAUAUUUAUAUUGAUCUAAGUCCAGGGACUUUGGUUUGUCUUACAAAGUUAAAAAUGUUGAACUUUUAUUGUUCAAAUACAUUCAAUUGGGAAGUAGAAGGUGGACCAAGCCUCAGCGAGUUAGAAUGCUUAAACGAUUUAAAUUAUCUCGGAAUAAAGAUAGGGACUAGUCAUGCUCUUCAAAGAUUGGCAAGUAGUCACAAACUGCAAUUGUGCACAAAUUUGUUACAAAUUUACAGAUGUCAGGAUAUCACAACCCUGGUUUUAUCACCGUUGUCUUUACCAGCGGCUUCACCAAUAUCAUCAUUAGUUAGUUUAGGAAACAUGGUUGGUUUGAAAACACUUCAGCUCGACUGUUGCUGGAGGUUAGAAGAGUUGAGAAUCGUGAGUUGGGUAGGUAUGGAAGAUAAGGCUACUUUGUUCACAAGUUUGGAGAUACUUCAACUUUUUGACAUGCCAGAGUUAAAGAUUGCGUGGCAUGUGGCUCAACAGUCGUUGUUUUGCUUUGUGAACCUUAAACAAGUAAGUAUAUGGUGUUGUCCUAAACUAAAGGAUGUAACAUGGUUGAUAUAUGCUCAAAAUCUUGAAACACUUGAUUUGGAAUAUUUGGAUGGAUUAGAAGAGAUAAUUUCUGAUGGCCUUGCAGCCAAAGAGAAGUUAAAAACUACGUUUUCGAGACUCAAUAGUCUGAGUUUCUUUAACAUUCCAAAACUAAAGAGAAUAUGUAACCAUAAUGUUGAGUUCCUUUGCUUGGAGCAUAUUGAAGUGAACCGGUGUCCAGAAUUGAAGAAGCUGCCAUUUAACACCAAUAGUGUGAUCCCCCGGACUUUAGGGAAGAUUGAAGGAGAUAAGAAAUGGUGGGAAAGCCUAGAAUGGGAAGAUGAAGCCACUAAAUCUAAUCUUGCUCCUUAUUUUUGUGAAACUUGA
Papaver somniferum (opium poppy) is the source of this 2694-nucleotide messenger RNA. Its product is annotated as probable disease resistance protein At5g63020. The transcript has 2 exons. The record is from RefSeq and is a predicted model, not a curated record. The coding region runs from base 91 to 2694 and encodes 867 amino acids. Lineage: Eukaryota; Viridiplantae; Streptophyta; Magnoliopsida; Ranunculales; Papaveraceae. Gene Ontology annotation, molecular function: ADP binding; ATP hydrolysis activity.